This is a messenger RNA of Nerophis lumbriciformis (worm pipefish), 2467 nucleotides long. RefSeq lists its product as uncharacterized. The record is from RefSeq and is a predicted model, not a curated record. Lineage: Eukaryota; Metazoa; Chordata; Actinopteri; Syngnathiformes; Syngnathidae.
ACACAGCUUGUGAGUCCAAGAUGGCGGACUGAAGACGUUUCAAAUUUACGACCUAAUACUUUUAUAUAUUCUCAAAAACUCGUCGUUUCUUUAAGCCCAUGAAACGGAAGAUGAGUUUGGAGCGACAGAGUGUUAGCUGACGUGAAGAUUGAAGACGUGAAAGAAGAUGGACGACUACUGCUAUGCUAAGAUGGCGACGUCAUGCAAAAGAGAAAGUGAAAGUGAAUCAGCGGGGAACAAGACGAUAACUGAAGACAAAGAUGAGCAAAUUGAAGUUUCCAACAACGUCAUUUUGGAGGCAAUCGUAAGCCCUGAACAGAGCGUGGAUGAGAAAUUAGCCGACUAUGUUGAAGAACGUAAACAAAGGACCGCCAUGAUUGUUAGCUUGAAGAAGGCAGUGGAGUUCACAUCAGAGGAGAUGAAAGAAUGCAAAAGUCAAAUGAAGAAAGUGGAAGAGCAAAACAAGCGCUUGUGUAAAGAAAAGAAUGAUGUGAAAGAAGAGAUGUUGGGGAAGAGUAAGAGAUGUGAAGAGAAGACUGGACCACAUGUCUACAUCAACGUGCAGAGGAUUGGAGACGUCCAGCAGAUGAUUGGUCAUCCAGAAGAAGUUCCACCUCAGCUGCUGGGUGAUGGCUCCACUUUGAGGCAAGAGCAUCCAUGGUCCCCCCACAUUAAAGAGGAAGAAAAGGAACUCUUAAUAACGCAAGAGACUAACCUCAACCAGCUGCCACUGACUGUUGUCUCUGUGAAGACUGAAGAUGAUGAAGAGAAACCACAACCAGACCACCUCUUAGCUCCACUAUCAGAUAGUGAGGUUGAAGACGACGUUGAAGAACCUUUGAGCAGCGAUACAGACUGUGAAGGUGAUACGAGGACUCACACAGACAACAAACACUCUGGAUGCUCAAAAACGAAAAAGAGAGAUAUAACAUCUUUGAUUUUCUCAGCUUGUGGCUCCACUCAUGAGAGCAAUUUGACUGGACAGAUGAGAACACACACAGAGGAGAAAUCAACUAAUUGUUCAGUUUGCGGUAAAAUAUUGUCAUGUAAGAAUAGUUUGGCAAGACACAUGAGAACACACACAGGAGAGAAACCUUUUAAUUGCUCGGUUUGCAGUAAAAGAUUUUCUUUGAAGACCAGAUUGACUGAACACAUGAGAACGCACACAGGAGAGAAACCAUUUAUUUGUGCGGUUUGUAACAAAAAAUUUACCCGUAAGUACUAUUUGAACGGACACAUGAGAACGCACACUGAAGAGAACCCAGUUAUUUGUCCAGUGUGUGGUAAAAGAUUUUCUUUGAACACCAAUAUGUCAGAACACAUGAGAACACACACAGGAGAGAAACAAUUUAGCUGUUCAGUUUGUGGUAAAGCAUUUCACCGUCGGGCAGAUCUGCCAAGACACAUGAGAACGCACACAGGAGAGAAACCAUUUAGUUGUUCGGUGUGUGGCAAAAGAUUUUCCUGUCGGAUAAAUUUGUCACGACAUACAAGAACACACACAGGAGAGAAGCCUUAUAAAUGUUCAGUUUGUAGUAAGAGAUUUUUUGAUAAUACCAACCUGAAAGAACACAUGCGAUCACACACUGGUGAGAAACCACUUGGUUGUUCAGUUUGUGGUAAAACAUUUUCCCGCAAGUCAGCUCUGAUUGGGCAUAUGAUAACACACACUGGAGAGAAAAAAUUUAAUUGUUCAGUUUGCUGUAAAAGAUUUUCCCGCAAAUCCGAUUUGCGGGAACACAUGAGUGUACACACCGGAGAAAAACGAUUUGGCUGUUCGGUUUGUGGUAAAAGAUUUUCUCAAAGCUCAUCUCUGACUGGGCAUAUGAUAACACACACCGGAGAGAAACCAUGUCUUUGUUCAGUUUGUGGUAAAAGAUUUUCCCAUAAAUCUAAUUUGAUAAAACACGUCAGAGUGCACAGAAGAGAGAAACCAUUCAGUUGUUCAGUUUGCUGCUUAAGCUUUUCUGACAGGAGAGUUUUAAAUCGACACAUAAUGAAUCACGCUGGAAAAUAAAACAUUUAGUUGUUCAAAAUGUGGUCCAAGAUGCUCGAGAAAUACACUUACCGUAUUUUCCACACCAUAAGCCGCCCUGGGUUAUAAGCCGCGCCUUCAAUGAACGGCAUAUUUCAAAACUUUGUCCACCUAUAAGCCGCCCCGUGUUAUAAGCCGCAUCUAACUGCGCUAAAGGAAUGUCAAAAAAACAGUCAGAUAGGUCAGUCAAACUUUAAUAAUAUAUUAAAAACCAGCGUGAUGUGGGCGCGCAUGGAGUCGUAUAUCAACAUGGACGGAGCUGCGUGAAAAAAGCCACCCGGCCUCUUCGCGUAAACUUACCUUAACCACUCGCUCAUCUUUUCUUCAUCCAUCCAUCCCUUCGAGUUAGCUUUUAUGAUGACGCCGGCUGGAAAGGUCUCUUUUGGCAAGGUCUUCCUUUUGAAUAUCACCAUGGGUGGAAGUUUCUGGCCA